ACGGGAAGACGGACGUGCGCGUGCGCGGCCGCCGCUGGGAGCCACCAAGCGGCAGAGAGGACAGCGGCAAGGAGGGAGGGGCCCAAUCCACCGACUGCAGGAGGAAGAAGGGGUUGUGCUCCUGGCCGAGGAAGGAGAAAGGGGCGGGGCCGGCGGGCAGCGCGCGGCGGUGCGGAGCGCCGGAGGCCGGCGGACAGGCGGGGGUCUGUGGCCCUAGCCGUCGCAGUGGCCGCUGCUGUCGCUUGGUUGGUUCCCGUUGGUCUGCGGGAGGCGGGUUAUGGCGGCGGCGGCAGUGAGAGCUGUGAAUGAAUUCUCCGGGUGGACGAGGAAAGAAGAAAGGCUCCGGCAGCGCCUGCAGCCCGGUGCCUCCCAGGCCUCCGCCCCCCUGCCUGGCCCCCGCCCCUCCCGCCGCCGGGCGGGCCUGUUCGCCCGAGUCGCCGCAUAAGCGGAACCUGUACUACUUCUCCUACCCGCUGUUCGUAGGUUUCGCGCUGCUGCGUUUGGUCGCCUUCCACCUGGGGCUCCUCUUCCUGUGGCUUUGCCAGCGCUUCUCCCGCGCCCUCAUGGCAGCCAAGAGGAGCUCCGGGGCCGCGCCAGCACCGGCGUCGGCCUCGCCCCCGGCGCCGGUGCCGGGCGGAGAGGCCGAGCGCGUCCGAGUCUUCCAUAAACAGGCCUUCGAGUACAUCUCCAUUGCCCUGCGCAUCGAUGAAGACGAGAAAGCAGGACAGAAGGAACAAGCUGUGGAAUGGUAUAAGAAGGGUAUUGAAGAACUGGAAAAAGGAAUAGCUGUCAUAGUUACAGGACAAGGUGAACAGUGUGAAAGAGCUAGACGCCUUCAAGCUAAAAUGAUGACUAAUUUGGUUAUGGCCAAGGACCGAUUACAACUUCUAGAGAAGAUGCAACCAGUUUUGCCAUUUUCCAAGUCACAAACGGAUGUCUAUAAUGACAAUACUAACUUGGCAUGCCGCAAUGGACAUCUCCAGUCAGAAAGUGGAGCUGUUCCAAAAAGAAAAGACCCCUUAACACACACUAGUAAUUCACUGCCUCGUUCAAAAACAGUUAUGAAAACUGGAUCUUCAGGCCUUUCAGGCCACCAUAGAGCACCUAGUUGCAGUGGUUUAUCCAUGGUUUCUGGAGUGAAACAGGGAUCUGGUCCUGCACCUGCCACUCAUAAGGGUACUCCAAAAACAAAUAGGACAAAUAAACCUUCUACCCCUACAACUACUGCUCGUAAGAAAAAAGACUUGAAGAAUUUUAGGAAUGUGGACAGCAACCUUGCUAACCUUAUAAUGAAUGAAAUUGUGGACAAUGGAACAGCUGUUAAAUUUGAUGAUAUAGCUGGUCAAGACUUGGCAAAGCAAGCAUUGCAAGAAAUCGUUAUUCUUCCUUCUCUGAGGCCUGAGUUGUUCACAGGGCUUAGAGCUCCUGCCAGAGGACUGUUACUCUUUGGUCCACCUGGGAAUGGGAAGACAAUGCUGGCUAAAGCAGUAGCUGCAGAAUCUAAUGCAACCUUCUUUAAUAUAAGUGCUGCAAGUUUAACUUCAAAAUAUGUGGGAGAAGGAGAGAAAUUGGUGAGAGCUCUUUUUGCUGUGGCUCGAGAACUUCAACCUUCUAUAAUUUUCAUAGAUGAAGUUGAUAGCCUUUUGUGUGAAAGAAGAGAAGGGGAGCACGAUGCUAGUAGACGCCUAAAAACUGAAUUUCUAAUAGAAUUUGAUGGUGUACAGUCUGCUGGAGAUGACAGAGUACUUGUAAUGGGUGCAACUAAUAGGCCACAAGAGCUUGAUGAGGCUGUUCUCAGGCGUUUCAUCAAACGGGUAUAUGUGUCUUUACCAAAUGAGGAGACAAGACUACUUUUGCUUAAAAAUCUGUUAUGUAAACAAGGAAGCCCAUUGACCCAAAAAGAAUUAGCACAACUUGCUAGAAUGACUGAUGGAUACUCAGGAAGUGACCUAACAGCCUUGGCAAAAGAUGCAGCACUGGGUCCUAUCAGAGAACUGAAACCAGAACAGGUGAAGAAUAUGUCUGCCAGUGAGAUGAGAAAUAUUCGAUUAUCUGACUUCACUGAAUCCUUGAAAAAGAUAAAACGCAGCGUCAGCCCUCAGACUUUAGAAGCGUACAUACGUUGGAACAAGGACUUUGGAGAUACCACUGUUUAAGGAAAUACCUUUGUAAACCUGCAGAACAUUUCACUUAACAAAAAAGAAACACAAGAUCUUCAACGAACAGUCAUCAGCUACAGAAACAGCCUAAGUUUACAGGACUUUUCAGAGUCUUAAAUAUUUGUGCACCAAACUUGAAGAUGAACCAGAAAACAAACUUUAACAAAAUACACAAUGCAAAUGGAAUUUUUUGUUGUUUAAGGCCUUGCCUUGAUGGUCACUGUUAUCCCAAUGGACAUUGUAAGUUAGAGCACAACAAAAACUGAUUCUGGUCUUCUUUACCAAUAUAAUCAUAAUGUAAAUAAUCAUUUGUAUAUUGUGUGUUGCAGAUGAAAGUAUUCCAGAGACAGUGAAUGGUAGAAGACACAAGAACCUUUGGUUGUUUGUCUUCUGAUGUUUUUUUCUUAAAAUAUUAAUUUCUCCUACUUUUCUUUCCUAUUGUUGUCUUAACUGUGGGUGAUUGGAAUACCAAACACUCUUAAAUUUAUUUUCUUUUUUUUUUUAUAAAUUCAGUGUGCCAAAUGAAACUUUUUUCCUAAGUAACCAUAAUAGGAAAAAGUUUAUUUUGAGAGUUCCUUCUUCAUAAAUCUAUAGACAUUAAACAAUUGUUGUGUUCUUUUUACCUUUUAUUUUUCUAUUACCUUGCUACCAAACAAUUUAGAUAGCAAUACAAUAGCAACAAAGCAAAUCUGGUAGAAUAGAGGUUUGAAGGUUUGAGUUACUCUGUCAUAAAACAUGUAGAUCAGUCCUCAUGUGACCUGCAGUUUUUUUUUUAAUGUAUUUGUCAGAAAUCUAUUGUAGACCAUUAACUUCUUCCUGAUGGUAUUUAUUUUCUGAAAGAAUUAUUCUGAUAUUUAAGAGAGCCAAUUUUAACGGCUAUGAAAAUGUUGCCAGUGCAAGAGAAGGGAAAUACUAGGAACUAAGAUAUUUCUAAUUUAUUGCUUAUUACUUUCCUAAUGUUUACAGGAUAAUUAUAAGCUAGUGAAACUACCACCUUUUAUUCUUGAUAAUUAUUAAUCCCUUGAAUGAAACUUUUAACUGAAAUUUUAUACAUGGCAUACAUUUUUCUAGGUUCCCCGUGCUUGCUCUAUUAACUCAAAAGUUCUAGUUCUAGUCCGAUCUGCCUUUUGUUCUCCCAAAAUGUACAGUAAUUCUGUUUCUCGUUUGUAUAAAUACGCCUGGAUUUUUAUUAUAAAAAUGUCAUUGUAGGGAGUAGAGACUCAUAUCAUGGCCUUUUAAAUAUUGUAAUAAAGGCAAAUAGAUAUUUGCCCUUAGUUUACUGGUUAAAAGUUUGUUUACAGAACUUUUCUCUGGUGCUUAAAUGAUGCUAUGUAAAAUGUCAUGGGUAGAAAGAGUAUUUGUAGUAGUAACAAAAAUUUUUCAUUUAGGAAAGAUUUCUUAGAUUUUGAAAGAGUAUAUUAAAAUAAAAUCUUGUCCCUACUAGGUAAGAACUUUAUAAUGAAGACAUACAUUCUUCUUAAUUUUACUCUUGUUCUUUUUAAAGAUUUGUCUGAAUAUAGAAGAUGCAUGAUUUCUUAGGAUCAUAUGCUGUUUGUAGCCAUAAGUUAAAUCAUGUCUCUUCUCAUCAUGACUUUGGAACUCCCUGAAUAAAAGUGAGAGUUGAGAUAAAUAGGGAAAAAAAAUUUUUUAAGCCAGAGCUAUGCAUAUUUUAGAUGAUGGGUAGUAUCCUUUUAAGGUCUCAAAUGUUACAGCAUCAAUUAUAAAUUAUUAAUAUUGAAAGGUAGUAAUGAAAUACUUAUGAUCAAAAGGAUUGAGAAAUUCUAAAUGAAGACAUUUCAGUUAAGCUCAUAAAAUUUCAUUUUAUCCUUGGGAGGCCGAAACAGGAGGAUCACGAGGUCAGGCGUUUGAGACCAGCCUGGCCAACAUGGUGAAACCCCAUCUCUACUAAAAAUACAAAAAUUUAGUCAGGCGUGGUGGCACAUGCCUGUAAUCCCAGCUACUCGAGAGGCUGAGGCAGGGGAAUUGCUUGAACUUGGGAGGUGGAGGUUGCAGUGAGCUGAGAUCGUGCCACUGCACUCUAGCCUGGGUGACACUGCGAGACUCGGUCUCAAAAAAAAAAAAAAAAAAAAACCCACAUUGGUAGGGAGUGAUGGAAAAUUUUUAUUUAAAAUAAUUAAAUUAAAAAUAAAAACAAAAGUUUUUAAAAAAUAUUUUCAUUUAAAAGGGGAUUAACAUUAUUGAUACCUGGAUAACUAAUCAUAUUAAAAGACUAUAUGGUUCCAGCUCAACUUUUAAUAUAUUGUAUCCUUUAAAAUUAUCAUGAAGAUUAUCAUUCUUUUGGGAAAGUUUUUCUUUUUGUUUUUUGUUUGUUUGUUUUUGAGACGGAGUUUCGCUCUUGUUACCCAAGCUGGAGUGCAGUGCUGCAAUCACGGCUCACUGCAACCUCUGCCUCCCAGGUUCAAGCAAUUCUCCUGUCUCAGGCUCCCCAGUAACUGGGAUUACAGGCAUGUGCCACCAUGCCCAGCUAAUUUUGUAUUUUUAGUAGAGAUGAGGUUUCUCCAUGUUGGUCAGACUAGACUGGUCUCGAACUCCUAACCUCAGGUGAUCCACCCACCAUGGCCUCCCAAAGUGCCGAGAUUACAGGCAUGAGUCACCACGUCCAGCUGGGAAAAUUUUUUAGAUAGCAAAGAUUUCAAAUGUUAAAAGAGAUAAAAUUCAGGUUUAUACUAUCAUAAACAUUGAGUCAGAAAAUCAUUACUGUAUAGAAGUUGCUUUCCUGAUCAAGUCUGAAGUUCAGCUAGUGCUAGAGAACUAUUUUCUAUGACUUGCUUUAACCAAGUUUUAUUUUAAGCUGUUUCUUUCAUAGAAGGGCCAUGAAAACAGAAUAGGAGGAGAUAAGGGAUUGGUUUGGUCUUUUUCAAUAAAGAUAGAAGUUGUUGAGGUUUUCUGAAUUAAUACUGACUUAGAUUGUGACCUUUUAGAUUCGGUGUUGAGCUCUGUGUUCUAUUACUUCCUAAAAGAUAAUGCUUAAACAUUAAGCAUUAGUGUGCUCUUCAUGUUAAUAUGGCAGAGUUUUGUAAACUAAAUUAAAACUUACUGAUAUAUUGGAGUUUAAGCCAAGGGAAAGAAUGAGUACUAUCUUUCCAGGUCUCUUAAGGGUAAAAGCUUAUUCUGAGAUUGUCUGUCCAUUGAGAUUAUUAGAUUUCUGAAUUGCAAAUAUGCUUUGUGCUCCAGAAGAAUUAGAGGAAAAGCAGAUACUAGAAUUCUAAUUGAAGUACAUAUAUAGCAGUCUUUGUUUAUAGUGUAGAAUUCUUUAUAUUUUGUACAAAAGCUAAUUCUUUUGGUAAAACGAACCAUUUACAGUUUCGUUUUGGAUUCUGAGUCAAAGGAUUUUCCUUUCAAUGUUUGUCUCAAUUUUAGUCUGGUCUUUUGUACUUUUCUUCAGAAGAAAUGAAUUAAAGGGUACGGCUGCAUAAAGUGGGGUUUUAUCCUAAUGUAUUGGAAAUAAAUGAUAAACUUAA
Messenger RNA from Callithrix jacchus (white-tufted-ear marmoset), 5641 nucleotides. It is a transcript of the gene SPAST, whose product is annotated as spastin. The record is from RefSeq and is a predicted model, not a curated record. NCBI's taxonomy places the organism in Eukaryota, Metazoa, Chordata, Mammalia, Primates, Cebidae. Gene Ontology annotation, molecular function: ATP hydrolysis activity; ATP binding; microtubule severing ATPase activity. Gene Ontology annotation, cellular component: microtubule cytoskeleton.